AUGGUACGAAAAGAAGGUCCAGCUGGUAGCUUCUUUCAUAAAGUCCCCGAUGAUGAUGAUAAGAAAGAAAGUGAUGAUAAUCCUUCAAUUGUUGACGACGAAUUCUCAGAAUUAUUGAGGAAAAGAAAGAAACCUUCGCGGGCAUCGAAGCCGUCAACAAUCAAUGGCAUUCCGACGGCUCAGGCUACGGGGUUUGGGAAGGCGAAACCAGGCAAGCAACGGCCGUCAAAACCCUACACUGCUGUUGGUCCGAGUGGGAUUGAGAAGCGAGGGAUCCCAAACUCGGUAAGUCACCCUGAGACAGACGAUCAGGGCUAUACCCUAUACACCGACGAAAAAACCGGGAAAAAGUCUCGAGUCUUCGAGGCUCUUUUGCAUUAUCCGUCAGACUUCACUUUAAAAAUUGUUGGGGCAAACGAGGGAUCUUUCGUUAGCGAAAUUGUAGCUCUUGUGGCGGAAGCUUGCGAAACAGAACCUGCUAAAAUCGCGCACACCGCAAGAUCGAUAGGAAAAUGGACAAGCGUUACUUGUACUUGCCCUGUACAAAGUGCAGAGAUGGUAUAUGCCAUGUAUGAAGCUGUUGAUCGCGACCCUAGAGUCAAGUUUAAAUUUUAG
Messenger RNA from Cylindrotheca closterium, 615 nucleotides. The record is from the annotation of a GenBank genome assembly. Lineage: Eukaryota; Bacillariophyta; Bacillariophyceae; Bacillariales; Bacillariaceae.